AGAAUGAAAAUAAAUAGAAAGAGAGAGAGCAUAGAAGAGAAGAGAGAAGUGUAAGGCUCUGCAAAGUUUGAGCGCCGCCGUUAAUGGCGGAAUUCCGGUGACUCGCCGUCGCUGGUGUUAGAAAGUGGUUUUGAUUACAUGAGAGAAGAAAGAAGAAGAUCAUGGAUAGAACCAGAGAAUCCAGAAGAUCAUCCAUGACCACCUCCACCAACGGAUUUCCCAAACGCAGACAUCGAACUAUUGCUCUCAGAGACUCUUCCGAGGAAGGAGCUGUGGAAUUGAGAGAAGGUACGAGUAAGAGAGGAAGGAAUCGAGAUAGAGAUAGGGAUUCGGCGAACAGGAGUAAGAGGAGGAUAGGCUCUCACUCGCAAAGCACCGAAGAGAGCGUCGGAAACGAGCAAGAUGACGACGUUUUAGACGUUGGUGUUUCUAAGAUCCGUUCUCUUAAUAAUACGACGACAUCGUUCGCCUCCGAUCAAAUCCAUCGCCGGAGCUUCACGUCAGCGAAACCGCCGCCGUUCAAGAUAACGGAGGAGAUGAUCGGCGUGAGCGUUCCGAGGAAGGCUCGUUCAGCCUCUGCGAAAAGGUCUUACGAAAGUUGGAUUUCCGCAAGCAGCGGCGGGGAGGAGCUGAAUUUCCGGCAGCGAUCGAAUUCCCCCGGAGGACAGAGUGUUGAACCGACCUCACCUUCUUCUUCGAAUGUUUCUCUCAGGAAGAAGAUGAAAGAGAUUGAACCUGUUUCUAAGACAUCCAAAUCGUCUUCAUCAGACAUCGAGAUUGAGAUAGCUGAGCUUUUGUACGGCUUGAAGACUUCGAAGAACCACGAGUCUUCUAUAAAGCUUGAAGCAAGCGUCAGUCCCUCUGAUGAUGCUGAGAAGAAGAAAAUGGAAGACAACAACAAUUCUUCCACCCUGUUUUCAAAUAAUUCAACUGAAGAGUUAAGCAGGAUUCAGAUUGAGCAACCUGCUGAUGUGGAUUAUCAUGUUGGUCCAUCAAUAGAGGCACCAAAAGAGAACAUUGGGGAUGCUUCAGCAGAUGGAAGAUCGGUUUCCCCUACUAGGGAAUCGCCAUCAUGCUCCGAGUUGGAUACUGAGAAACCAUAUUCAGCUUCAAACAGAGUGAUCUCUGCUGUUCCAGAUGCCAACGCCCAACUAGUAGGCAAGUUUGAGAUAGAUCUGAUGCAGGCUCCUCCUCCCAUGGGGCUGUCCCCAGAAGGGGAUGACUUGUCAAGGGGUGAUUUCAUAUUAGAAACUAAAGCUUUGGCACUGGAUGUGGAAAUGAAGAAGGAAAAUAGUGUCAAGGUGGAAAGACCAGUUAAGAAGGAGAAAAUUCCAGAGGAAAUUGAAGAGGCUAAAAUGGUCACAUUUAUGGAGAAGUUGGAUGUGCUAAAACAUGAUUUGGAGAAGAAAAACAAUGUCCAUGACAUAAAGACAAACAAUAAAUUAGAAGAGCAGGAUAGGAAUAAGGAACUAGCUAGUAUAUCAUCAAAUCCCAAAGAAGAGAAAACCGUUCAAUCUACUUCAAUGCCUUUAUCAACAUCUGAAUCAGGACGGCAGAGCAGUCUCUCUCCCACUGGAUACAAGCCGCACUUGCAGCCAGUUGCAAAGACGGACAAAACCACAGGAUCAUUGACACUAAAGCAUGCAAAUUUUGUCCUAUCUCAACGGAAACCAAAGAGAUGUGCAACCCAUUAUUACAUUGCUUGUAACAUCUUACACCAGCAGUUUACAAAGAUGAACCCGUCUUUGCCAGCAGCUAUUGGCUCUGGUUCUCUGUGUAGCACAAAGCCCAACAAUGUCAACUGUGUGCCCUCUGCAGAAAGUAUGGCCAUUGGGAAGCAAUCUCAAAAACACUUGCCAAUUGUAAACCAAAAUGCUUCACAAGAGAAAGGCUGGGCCGUGACCAGCAAUCCUAGUCUUACUGCUGCCAAAUGUUCUAAUAAUUCCAACCCAAUGGAUUCAGCUCAUAGGGUGCAGCUUGUGCUCCAGCAAGGUCCAAAUCCUGGGCCAACUGGUAAUCUAGUGCAUGGUCCUGCUUUCCUCUAUCCUCCAGGCCAGCAUCAAGCGUCAGUUACAGCAACUACUAAUCAGGCAGGAGCUGUGAAUUCCCCUAACAGCACUUCCUCAUAUAAUAAAUUCCAUAGUUCAGUUGGCGGAUCUCCUGGUACCUCCUCAACUUUGCCAGUUGUUGCUCCUGGAAUAAGCUUUAGCUACCCAAAUUUUUCAGCCAAUGGUUCUUCUCCGUAUAUGACAAUAGUUCACAAUAAUGGGUAUUCAUUCCCUUUUUCAACUUCUCUUGGAGCAACCACGGCAAUCAGAGGUCCGAGCCCUCCACAAGCAACACAUGUACUUAGUGGGCCUUUCUACUCUUCUCAAAUGUUCCAUCCACAACAGCACCCUCAGUCACAAGCACUGGUUCAACCAAGUUAUCUUAAUGCUAGCACAUCAAGUAGUUCAUCAUCUCAUAAACAGUCACCAGGUGCACAAGUUAAUGGCAGUAAUAUUUUGACCUCUACAACUAUGGAGCAGCAGUCACAAAAGCGACAGACUUCACUGUCUCAUCUUUGCAAGCAUGAGACUGAGAUGGGUGGAGGGAAUGCACCUUCUGUUGCUAAUCGAACAUCUUACUCACAGAAGAAUGUGCAUGGCCAGAACUGUACAAUUCCAGUGCAGCCAGUGAACUUUUCUUUUAAGCCAUCUGCAACAUCGGAUAUUGUUGGCAAUGGUGGAAGUUUUGGUGACAAACAACAAAAGCAACAGGCUUUAAAGGGAGGAGUAGAGAAUAUACCAUCUCAAGCAUUUGCCAUAUCAUUUGCUGCAUUUAAUGGGACCAGUGUUCCUUCAAACCUUAACUUCUCAUCCAUGGCACAGAAUCCUGUGAUACUUCAAAGCCUGCCUGAUAUAGCAUGGCAAGGAUAUCAAGCUGCAAGCACACCUCAGACUACUCAGCAAAAGACUUAUUCAAUUACUGAAGCAAAGAGUGGAGGAAAUUCUUCACACCAAGAUGAUGAAAAGAAAAUCUCUCGUGCUCAGUCUUCCAGCAAUGGGCCAACCACCCUUGUUUUUGAUAAUUCAUCAAAGAAUCUUAACUUUAUGCUAUCUACUGCGAAUGGAAACUGGUCUAAUCACACCAUUGCUUCAACUGCAAUAACAAGUGUGCCACUCUCUAGUAAUGCUUUAAGUUCUCAACAACCACCACAUUUGCUUCAGCUUCCAAAGCAGCAUGCUAUGCAACAGCAGCAAGCUGCUAUGGCAACUCGAUAUAAAGCACCACCUGCCAACAACACUCCAGCUGCAAAAUUUGGAAACAAUGCCCCCGUUUUCUCACAAACUCCUUCUCAAUGCAAGAGUUCUAACCAAGCUUCUCACACUAAGGCCUCGAGUAGAACUGCAGAUUCUCAUAUUCAUCACUCAUCUGUCAUAACAUCUAAUGCUCCAACCCUCAAAAGUUUUUCCCAGGAACAAGGGAGAGUUUUGCCAGGUCAUAUGCAAAUUUCUUUUGGGGGAAAUUACAUAACGCCCCUGCCACCCCAAGGGCAACCACUACUCAAUAACAACCAUCCUUUAUGCGCAACAGCUCAAGGAACUCCAUACAGUGGGGGCAAUGCGAAGUCAAAUUCAGAAGGAAGUAAAGUUAGUUCGUCGGUGAACGCUUCACAACUGCAACAAACUGAAAAUUCUGCUGGGAGUGGCCAAAAAUCUUCUCCAGUUUGUGGGAGAAAUGUCCCGUCAAUAUUAAGUUCAUGCCCCAGCCACCUAUCAGAGCUAAAGUAUUAGAAACCAAGUCAUACACUGCCCCCCCCCCCCCCUCCGAUUGAAGGAAUUUCUUGCAAUUGCACUCCUAAUCAUAUGUUCUGGAGGCCCAUGCUGCUCUGCUUCAUGUUCAAUAACAAUUCAGGCUGCUCAGAAAGAUUGAAGAAAAAAAGUUUUGGCAGCCAGAUGCUGGAGUUUUGCUUGCAUCUCUUUUCUAAGGUGGCAAUGAUAUGAGAGGUGUAAAAAGCAAUGUUGAUGUGGGAUAUUAUGCUCAACUCAAUAUUAGUGUUGACAGGGCACAUGGUAUGACAUUUGUUGGUGGGAGGAAUGAAAGGGAGUUGGGAUCCAUUAGGCCUGCAAUUUUGAAAUAGUAAGUACCAUUAUCUUGUCAUAUUUCUUGGUUGGUAGCUUCUGGAAGGCCUGGCCUUUAAGUUCUCGUGGAAUCCAAUUAAUUUGACAUAUUAAGGCAAUUCUAUCAUGUGUAUAUAAUUAUGAUUUUUUUUUAGCUCCCAUAGCAAAAGAUGUACUUAGAUUCAUUUUUUAAUGAAAAAAACUGCAAUUAUUUCUUAUAAUUUUGUUAUUAAUAGAGAGGGUGGAUCGUUGGGACAUUGA
Molecule: messenger RNA, 4364 nt
Organism: Glycine soja
Lineage: Eukaryota; Viridiplantae; Streptophyta; Magnoliopsida; Fabales; Fabaceae
Product: protein TIME FOR COFFEE-like
Exons: 12
Coding region: 162-3776 (1204 amino acids)
Biological process (GO): regulation of circadian rhythm
Cellular component (GO): nucleus
Source: RefSeq, a predicted model, not a curated record